Culex quinquefasciatus (southern house mosquito) is the source of this 764-nucleotide messenger RNA. RefSeq names its product salivary glue protein Sgs-3-like. The transcript has 2 exons. The coding region runs from base 162 to 716 and encodes 184 amino acids. The record is from RefSeq and is a predicted model, not a curated record. Lineage: Eukaryota; Metazoa; Arthropoda; Insecta; Diptera; Culicidae.
UUAUUCAUGAGCAUCAAAUUACCCAAUGAAUGCGUCAUUUACUUUUAUUAGAAAAAGAAAUCCCGCGCAUAUUGGCCUAUAAAGUGAGUUUCAAUCAUAAAAAGCAGUUAGUUGCUGCAAGAUUUUUGUUGUGUUAAGUUGUAAUUCAUAUCAAAGAAAGCAUGAAGUUCUUAGUUUUCAUCCUAAUGGCACUGGCCAGCACCUUAACGGUCAGCUGCUUGCAGUGCUAUGACUGUGGAUCCCCUAUUGCUGAUCUUUUAUCGGCAGUAAUGUGUUUAAAUAGGAACUCGACUUGCGAGGGUGAAAACACAACCUGCAUUUCUAGAUCACUCAUAGAUGAAACCAAUCAGACGCUGAUUGCGAGAGGAUGCGCUCCGGCAGAGUGGUGCGCAAACCUACCGAUGAAUAAUUCAGGUUCUUGCAUUGAAUGUAACACCGAUAAUUGUAACGGGGAAGGUUCGACAGUUCCUUCAACUACCACUACCACAACUAGGCCGCCAACUACAACCACCACGGAUAAGCCCGCCGUGACGACGACAAGCCCAAAGGUGCAACCUUCCGUUGGAACUACGACCUCCGUAAAGCCGGCAGUCCAGACGACAACAAUCCCCAAAGCUCAAUCAACGAAGACGAAAAACAGUGCCGCCAGCAGUGCUGGAGGCAGCUUGGCAGUGAUGCUAGUGGUGGCAGUAGUUUUGCAAUUUAAGUCAAAUUGAAAGACUUAAGAGUUUAAAAGGGAAUAAAAAUUAAAAGUUUUGAAUGCU